AGAGAAAAAAAGUAUCCGACAUUACUGACAGAUUUAUGAGCCAAUUGCGAACCAUCGCCUGAAGGCUACAUGAUUUGAUCCCGGCAGAGAAGAAGUGCUUGUUUGAAUUAGCCCAUCUGAACAAAGGGAUCCAGGGGAUGUACAACAUUGUAUUAGACUGUGUUUGAUCGCGGCUGUUUUUUUAAAAAAAUAAUAUUAUUUGGGGUGCUUCUAAUUUAAGAUUUCGGCAACCUGGAGGAUUUACUUCGUUAGCAGCACCGCGAAAAAAUGUUUCCUCACAACCGUUCGUCGUCUAGCAGUGUGCACAUCUGCAGCGGUCAGGCAAGGUGGAUGCAGAGUGUGGCACCCAUAUGUACAGAGCAGGUUGGCCGUCUCUGCUCGGAGGAGCGCUGAUGUGGCAGGAAGAUGGCAGGUAGACCUACAGUUACUGGGGCUGGUGGUGAGCACCAGGUUCCACCAUCUGCUACCCCAGCAGCAGCAUCCCAAACAUUAAAAUUCACCUUCCCAGAAACAUUGGAUCGGAUUAAGGAAGAGUUCCAGUUUCUGCAGGCACAGUACCACAGCCUUAAGAUGGAAUGUGAAAAACUGGCCAGCGAGAAGACAGAGAUGCAGCGACAUUAUGUGAUGUACUAUGAGAUGUCAUAUGGCCUCAAUCUUGAGAUGCAUAAACAAACGGAAAUUGCAAAGAGACUGAAUGUGAUCUGUGCCCAGCUCCUCCCUUACUUAUCACAGGAACAUCAACAACAGGUAAUCCAGACCAUAGAACGUGCAAAGCAGGUGACCAUGGGUGAAUUAAAUGCUGCCAUUGGUGUCCGAGGACUUCCCAUUCUACCACCCCCACACCACUUCCAACCCCAACAGCUGUCUCAUCAUGCUUCUCCAUUCCCACUCACCCUUCACCCAUCAGGACUGCAGCUUCCUGCCAUGUCUUCAAUCGGUGCCAGCUCAGGUCUCCUGGCGCUCUCCAAUGCACUGGCAGCUCACCCCCCAUUUGCACUUAAAGAAGACAAGAACCAUCAAGAUCCGGAGCAUCGACGAGACAGAGACCAAGGCUCAAGCUCCGUCCACUCAUCCAACGGGGACAAGCCAAGGAACUCGACUGAAUACCCUAACCACCUGAAGAAAAAGAAGACAGAGGAGAGAGAUUCGGUGAAUGAUUAUGACAGCGAUGAAGACAAGAGUGAUGAUAAUCUUGUUGUUGACGUUUCAAAUGAGGAACCUUCAUCGCCUUACAGCAGUCCUUCCCAAGCAGCACAUGAAAAUGGAUUAGACAAACUGCAUGUGAGGAGAAAGAACCAAGUGAAUAGCCCCAACUCCUUGGUUUCCACGAGUAGCCCUCCUCCUCCCCCUCCCCCUCCUCCUUUAAAGAGUAAAGACCCAGUUGUGAAUGAGAAAACCAGUACACCUGGUCUUAAGUCGAAUAUACCAGCAUCACGGAGCGAUUCCGCAACCCCUGGAACUAGUGGCACGUCACAGCUCUGUUCAGCUUCUAGCAAAGCCGGGACUGAUCCUUUGGCAUUAGGCUUAAAAACACCCCUGUCAGUACAGGGUGCUUUCCCUGUCCCGUUCGGCAUGGUCCACACUGCAGUCAAUGGUGGGAUUGCUGGUGCCAAUGCCUACGCUGGUUUACACUUCGCUUCCCCUCAGCUCAAUGGCGGAGCCUCAGCCUCCACGUUUGGACGCUCAUCUGUGGCUGGGUUUGAACCUCACUCUCACAAACGAGGCCCAGGACUUCCUGGGAGCCUAUCGGCAGCAACAGCAGGAAAACCCGCCUACUCGUUCCACGUUGGAGCAGACAGACAGAUGCAGCCUGUUGCUUUCCCGACUGAUGCUCUCACAGGCCCGGGCAUCCCACGACAUGCUCGACAGAUCAACAACCUUCCCCAUGGAGAGGUGGUGUGUGCUGUAGCCGUCAGUAACUUCACAAAGCACGUGUACACUGGGGGAAAAGGCUGCGUGAAAGUGUGGGAUAUCAGUCAGCCAGGAAACAGGAGCCCGGUCUCACAGCUGGAUUGUCUGAACAGAGAAAAUUACAUCCGUACCUGUAAACUCUUCCCUGAUGGACGUAGUCUGAUUGUGGGUGGAGAAGCCAACACCAUUUCCAUCUGGGAUCUCGCAGCUCCAAGCCCACGAAUAAAAGCUGAGUUGACCUCGUCAGCCCCCGCUUGCUAUGCACUGGCAAUUAGCCCAGAUGCUAAAGUCUGUUUCUCCUGCUGCAGUGAUGGAAGUAUUUUUGUCUGGGAUUUGCAUAACGAGACACUCAUUAGGCAGUUCCAAGGCCACUCUGAUGGUGUCAGCUGCACUGACAUUUCUAAUGAUGGGACCAAGCUAUGGACUGGAGCACUGGACAACACGGUCAGGUGCUGGGACCUGAGGGAGGGGCGCCAGGUGCAUCAACAUGAUUUUGCAUCACAGAUCUUUGCACUAGGAUGUUGCCCAACAGGGGGAUGGCUAGCUGUCGGCACAGAGAGCAGCAAUGUAGAGGUUUUACAUGUCAACAAACCGGAUAAAUAUCAGCUUCACCUUCAUGAAAGCUGUGUUUUGUCACUCAAAUUUGCCUAUUGUGGUAAAUGGUUUGUAAGCACUGGAAAAGACAACCUUCUAAAUGCAUGGAGAGUACCAUAUGGAGCAAGUAUAUUCCAGUCCAAAGAAUCAUCGUCUGUGCUAUGCUGUGACAUCUCCGUUGAUGACCAAUAUGUUGUUACUGGCUCGGGGGACAAGAAGGCCACGGUGUAUGAAGUAAUUUACUGAGGAGUCAAUUCUUUGUUGGAGGAGAUGCAAUGGCGGGGGAGCCUUUAAUCUUGAGAAGAGACCUUGAACCUGGAUCGGUGAACCAUAUUACCCAAGGAUCACGUUUAAUGGAGUCUCUGUCCUUGCUGGAAGACUAUCUGAUGUGGCCUUGACUUGGAUGUUGAAAUUUAACUUUGACUUGCUUUGACAAAAGAGGAUAUAUGAGUAGACCAAAAUGGUGGAUGCUCAACUGAAGAGGAAGGGUUUCUUUACUCGGCCCAGCUAACUCCAGAUUUGAUGUUAAUGUUUUGGGUAACAUUAAUUGUAAAUUUUUUUUUCUUCAUUUUUGCUAUCUGUAACUUUAAAAUCCAUUGUUCGGUUUGGUCAUUUGAUGGGGGGAGUAUGAAGCUGCUUGAUUGUUAAGUCAGUGGCAACUCCCCAUCAGCGUGCUGCCCCUUGGAUCCGAGAAGAUCUUUACAGCAACAGAACUUUGUGUCCUAAUAUUUUCACAAUGAGUUAGGCUUUAAAACAUAUUUAUGAAGCUGCAACUUUUUUUUAUGGUGUGCUGUUCGUUCUUCGUAGAACAGCGUGAAACAGGAAAUCCUGGUUCGCUCUCCUCUCUUUCCUAGUCACUCCCCCCACUGAUAUAAACUAGCGUUUUUAAAUGUAAGCUUUCUAUAGACAGACGGUCAAAUGUGACCAUAGGAGCUGCCUGUUUUGAAAAUUUGGCUCCAGGUUGUAUUUGCCCACUCUUAGUUCAAGGCUUUCAUUGAUUUGAUGCUCUUGCCUACCAGCUGGCAUGGCUAAUUCUCUGCCAUGCCAAAGACUAUAAUUAACACCAUUGUGCAAAAGGAUUGCUACACUGCGGACAUUGCCUAUGGAGCAAUCCAUCUUUUGGUUAAGCUAUAGGUAAAUCUUUGAGGAAGCAAGGGGAGAGCACAGGGAUUGCACUUAGUGCAGUAGACCAUAAAUGUGAUGUCAUGAAAUAGACUGUUUAUAGAAUUCAAAAAAAAGAAGUUGAACCAUCAAUAUAUUCCAUUCACCAAAAAAUAGUUUAUAUAUUUAUGUCCCUUGUGGGUACAACUGUUGUCCAGGAGCUGAAGAGCUACUGAAUACACUGUGGAUGCCUAUAUUCCACAGCACAAGUGAAAGGAAUCCACACCGUUUUCAACUGGAGGAUCACAAGCCAUUAGAGUCCAUCCAUGUACAGUUGGAUUUAGAAGCUGAACAUUUAUUCCAUUUCUGUUUUCUGAAACUAGGGCUACAGCCAUUUAAUAAUGUUGUUAAUAUAAUGGAAGACAGUAUGAUGCUAUUGCCAACACAGUUUGGGUUUGGAAGGGAAUCAUCAUGCUUUUUUUUAAAAAAAAAAGGAUUUUGGAUUUCUUUACUUUUGGAAAUUUUUUUCCUUCAAAGCAAGUGGACAGCUAUUGCAAUGAGAUGGCCUGUAAAUUUUAGGCUAAGUAUCCUAUUCUGUUUGCAUCUGGCAAUAGGGUGAUGUUUUUUCCUUCUCUAACUUGCAAUAGUUAGUUCCAAUUCAGACACUGGGCUUGAGAGCGAUGAGUGUGAUAUGUGCCAUUUAAUGUGUUUUCUCUCCUACUCCUUUCUUACCCACCCACAACAUUUAAAAGCAAUGAUGUCGAUAAUAUUUUUCCUGUUUCCUUCCUCAGUACCUUUGCAACUCACCAUUCAUCAAAAUGCUGACUCUUUGCACAAAUACAGUUCCGCAUUAUUUACUUUACAGUAUUUUUCCCAAUCUUUUGUGUGUGCCCGACCGGUGUGUCCCCAUAAGAUUGCCAGACCUGGGAGGAUACUGUCUGUGCGAGACCCUGUCUUUACCUGACAUCUGACCAAGCCUACUUUCCAGCAGAAGUUGCUAGUGAUCAGGAAUAAGAACCAAAGUCCAAUUCUCUCCUUAUUUCUCCCCAAACCACAACCUCCUCAAAAUUAGUGCUGAGGCCAAUUGGGGUGCCACUUGCUAACCCUAAAAUCAGCUAAUUCAGCACAGUGAUCAGGUCAGUGAUCAAACUGGGUCCUUCCUGGCCUGCAUGCUUCAUAUCCUGGUCUGGAAGUGCACUUACCAACCCAGUUUUCAUUGGCUUUUGAAGGUAAAUUGUUUGGGAUCUUACUAAUGGAAUGUUGCAACCUGUUUCCCAGGACCUUUAAUGUGGGGGUUCAGAGGGGCUUGCAAUGGUCCUGUCAUUGCCCACCCAGCUUUAUGACAUGAAAUUUCUAAUAACUCUUUGCAUUUCCCAGAUGGACCAAAAUGAACAGCCUGUAGGUUGGUGACUUUAUUUUUAAACACUUACAAACAUGCAUGCUUAGUAUCGGAUUUUUGCCCCUUUGGGGAACAUAGUCAAGUGCAGCUAUUCCCUGAGUGGUGACUAAUUUGGGCAAUGUUGUGGGUCUUCAGGGUAUGAGAAAGUUGGGAUCUUUCCCCAAAGGUUGGGAAAAAAAACUGUUGAGUAGCAUGCAUAGCAGAGCAUAAACCAAAUAAACAGUCCUGCUAUGUCACACUUACAUUAUUUUAUUCUAACCCUUUUCCAUUCGUUAUAUCUGUUUAUGACUAUGUUAUAGACUUUUUUUUUCUCUUGCUUUCUCGUCCUCUGUCACCUUCCAAUUUUGGACUGUUCCGAAGCUAAAUGUGGAUGCUUCUGGUUCAAGUACUAGGAUUGGCGUGCACACCAUAGCAACGUAAUGGGAGCAUUAUAGUUACUGUGAAGACCAGUCUCUUCAGUAAAAUCUAUAGCAAAGAGUCUGCUGCAGUCAACAUCAGCUCUGGACAGUUCAGGUCCAUAGGCAGCUGGUCACUACCUUGGUUGAGUCACUUCCUCUUUUGUAUUAUGGAUGUCCGCAAUGCUAGAAGGUUGUACACUUUUUUUUUUGCCUCCACGGUUAAAAUUAAUGACUGACUGUAUACAUUGUGUGCCCUAAUUAUCCACUUGUAUAUUCUCUUUGGUGACUGUGCCUCGAGCCUUUCUUAUGGAGGAAAGAAAUUGCUAAAUUCUUCUGUAAUACCAACAUUUUUUUUUGUUGCCCAAUAUGGUGAUUUGUAAUGUCCAAAUCCCUUCCAUCUUUCAUGCUUUUGCAUCCCAAUUUGGGAUGAAUUUGUAGUUAAUUCAUUUAAAUUCCCAAUAAACUAUUUUGUAUGUGA
This is a messenger RNA of Carcharodon carcharias (great white shark), 5881 nucleotides long. RefSeq names its product transducin-like enhancer protein 1. Gene Ontology annotation, biological process: negative regulation of canonical Wnt signaling pathway; regulation of DNA-templated transcription. The record is from RefSeq and is a predicted model, not a curated record. Bases 406 to 2751 code for a protein of 781 amino acids. Gene Ontology annotation, molecular function: transcription corepressor activity; protein binding. NCBI's taxonomy places the organism in Eukaryota, Metazoa, Chordata, Chondrichthyes, Lamniformes, Lamnidae. The transcript has 21 exons. Gene Ontology annotation, cellular component: transcription regulator complex; nucleus.